Messenger RNA from Lathyrus oleraceus (garden pea), 588 nucleotides. RefSeq names its product leucine-rich repeat extensin-like protein 1. The record is from RefSeq and is a predicted model, not a curated record. Bases 1 to 588 code for a protein of 195 amino acids. The transcript has a single exon. Lineage: Eukaryota; Viridiplantae; Streptophyta; Magnoliopsida; Fabales; Fabaceae.
AUGAUUCUGAAGGAUACUUCUGGUGUCGUACAGUCUUCAAGAGUUUAUGGUAAGCUUCCUUCUGCUAACACUUAUUUAGAUUCUGAUUCAAUGUCUUCUAGAAUCUUACCAAUUCUUCCUCCAUCUCAAUCUACCAUUUCUGAACCAAUUCCAAUACCACCACCGGAAACAAAUCCACAAAUAUUAACACCUAUCAUAGAAAUUCCACCAACACCUAUAAUAGAAAUUCCACCACCAAUAUAUGCUCCCAUAAUAGAAACACAUGUCACAGAAACUCCUCUAGUUUUUGCUCCUGUUUUAGAACAACAACCUAUACCACCACCAUUAUCUCCUCCACAUUUAAAAGCUACACACAUCCCACCUCCACCAACUGUUUCUGGUCCCCAACCAAAUAAUCCAAACUUUACAACACCUAGAACAUCUCCUGCAAGAAGUGUUUUUGACGGACAUGUUUUCGAAGGCACUCCUGAAGGAAUGUUUGACUUUGAACCAGAAAUCACUUCACCAGAAUCAUAUCCCAUUAUUCAACCAUCAUAUCCCUCCGCUUUUGUCCUAACUUUGAUGAGUCCAGAAUCAACCUUGCCAUAA